Molecule: messenger RNA, 1820 nt
Organism: Labrus mixtus (cuckoo wrasse)
Lineage: Eukaryota; Metazoa; Chordata; Actinopteri; Labriformes; Labridae
Product: glutathione hydrolase-like YwrD proenzyme
Exons: 12
Coding region: 120-1814 (564 amino acids)
Source: RefSeq, a predicted model, not a curated record
UAAGCCAGUCUUAAUCGAUGCUCGAACAACAGAUCGGAAGUUGAAAGUCCAUCACCGUUUGAUUUCGUGCGGUUAUUUUUGCACUUUUGUUUCGCUCACUCGUCGGAAGUUUAAGCAGAAUGGACAACGACUUGACUUUCGCCUCUCGUCGUUCACCUGUGGUGUGUUUACACGGCUGUGUGGCGUCCAAUCAGCCGCUGGCUUCAAGUAUUGGGCUGGACAUCCUGAAGCGUGGUGGUAAUGCUGCAGAUGCCGCGGUUGCCAUAGCAGCAGCACUGGCAAUAACCGAACCGUGCAGCACGGGUCCGGGCGGAGACGCCUUCUGCUUGUUCUUCAACAGAAACACGGGAGAGAUCAGAGGCAUCAACGGCAGCGGUCGCUCACCCGUAGCUCAGACUCUGGACUACCUGGAAGGACGUGGCUACGCUGCAGAGACCCCUCCUCCACCUUUUGAUGCCCUGAAUGUCACCGUACCAGGGGCCCCUGCAUGCUGGUGUGAUACGGUGCAGCUGUUCGGUAGUCACAAGCUGUCCUUGCGGGAGGUGCUGAGCGGGGCGGUGGAGCUAGCAGAGGCGGGGUUUCCUGUCGCAGAGGUUGCAGCUCGCCACUGGGCGAACUGGGUUGCUGCUCUGAGAAGUGAUGGGAAGGAACUGGGUGGAGACCUGCUCAUCGAUGGUCAAGCACCUAAAUGUGGACAAGUAUUCAGAAAUCCUUCGCUUGCCCAGACCCUGAGGGAGCUCGGCAAGCACGGCAAACCCGCUUUCUACCAGGGCAGAAUCGCACAAGCCAUUGUCGAUAUUGUCGACCAAAACGGAGGAGUCAUGACCCUGGAUGACCUCGGCAGACACGACAGUGAGGUCAUCACCCCCAUGAGCACUGAAUACAAGGGUGUGCGUCUGUGGGAGCCUCCUCCUAACAGUCAGGGAUUGGCUGCCCUGCUGCUGCUCAACAUCCUGGAGAACUUCCCUCUCAAAGCUGCAGUCCAUAACAGCUCUGACUACAUCCAUGUACUUGUGGAGGCUGUACGCUUGGCGUCAAGUGAUGCUAUGAGUCACCUGGGCGACCCAGACCAUGCUACCAUCCCCUUAGAAACCUUACUGGACAAAAGCUACAGCCAUCAGCGAGCGCAGCACAUCAGCAUGGACAGGGCCAUGAAAGAAGUAGAGCCCGGCCUGACAACAGGAAGUGACACGGUCUAUUUCUGUGUGAUUGACAGCGACGGCAACGCCUGUUCAUUUGUCAACAGCAACUACAUGGGCUUUGGAAGCGGGCUGGUCCCUAAGGACUGUGGAUUCUCACUACAGAACCGAGGCGCCUGCUUUUCUCUGCAUCGUAACCACGUCAACUGUGUAGCAGGUGGAAAGCGGCCGUAUCACACUAUAAUACCCGCACUUCUCACUGACUCUGCUACCACAUCACAGAAACCCCGACUGCUCGCUGCACUGGGGGUGAUGGGGGGUUUUAUGCAACCGCAAGGACACGUGCAGGUUUUGUUAAACAUGUUGGAGUUUGGGAUGAAUCCUCAACAAGCUCUGGAUGCACCAAGAGUCUUUGUACAGUACGAACACAAAACUGAAGAAUGGUUGGUCAAUCUGGAGGAGGGGGUCGAUCAGGAGGUCGCCGAGGAGCUGAGAAGACGAGGCCACAGAGUCAACUGGCCAAUCACAGGCCACAAAAGGUCUCAGUUUGGGCGUGGACAAAUCAUCACAGUCGGUGAUUGGUGGAACCCAUCUGUCAGUCAAACUGAUACCCAGUCCAGGGUUCUGUGGGCGGGAUCAGAUCCGCGCGGGGAUGGAUGUGCUCAGGGAUACUAGACACAC